Messenger RNA from Seminavis robusta, 1595 nucleotides. NCBI's taxonomy places the organism in Eukaryota, Bacillariophyta, Bacillariophyceae, Naviculales, Naviculaceae. The record is from the annotation of a GenBank genome assembly.
GAGCAACAUAAAAUGCAAAGAUAGCAAGAAGCGUUUCGCUUGUUCACAAAAAACGUCACCUUAUCUCUUCUUAUAGCUAUCUUUCAUUGCUUUUAUCUAUUCCACAGCAUCUUUCUUGCCUGGUAUUCGAAGAUAUUCACUACGAUGUACCCAGCUGUGCAACGCAAACGCUUCUUCUCUUCGUCCACCUCCUCGGACUCUGAAAUGAGCCUCCCAAGUGCCGCUACCGCUGGCAAAGAGAGGCUCACCCCAACACGGUCCAAGAGUCUCGAAGACAGGCUCUUUAGCAUCAAAACAUCCAAGAGGGCCAAUCGUCGCUCCAUGCCUACCAUCGAAACAUCACAGCAUGAUGGCUACAGCAUUGACGUCGCACAACCGUAUAUGGCUCCUCCGUAUCGCGCUACAAGUCAGUCGUUGCCCAAUCCUGGUACCACCGUGGCAUCUGUCACGGGGUGUCUCAUUCUGGCUCUGUUGGGCGCACUUGUGUUUCAGAGACAAACCAGUCUUGACCUCCUGUUGGACGUAAAACACGAGAUUGCUCAUCAUUUGCAUCAGCUACAGGAACUCCGAGAACUACCCCCCUAUACUCAAGGUAUAGUGUCAAUGCACGGUGAUUUGGACUCAGACAAGCAACUGUACUACAUGGAACAGCAACGCCUGCGUACAAGGCAAAGCAUUCGGCUCCUUUCGAAACGUUUGCUCCGAGAAAAAUAUGGACUCGGCCCCAAAUACUACGUGGAGAUGCAGCUGGUGUUUGAUCCGGAAUCCAACGUCUACGACGAAGACGAAGAUCAUGAACCCUCGAUCGUGGUGAUUGAAACUGCACGGAUAGAUCAAAUGCCACAUUCCGUCUUUCACUUUCUAGAGUUAGUGUCCCACCAUGCUUACGAUGGCACCAUCUUUCAUAGAAGGGCAAAUCAUAUUGUUCAGGCAGGGCCCAGUGCAGUACCGUCGGAAGCACGCGUAUUCGACCCUAGCCUAUCCUCCAUCAUGUUUCAAGAGUACUCACCCGAAAUGGCGCAUACACCUUACACGCUUGGUUUCCCUGGACGCCCAGGAGGUCCGGACUUCUAUAUCAACAUCAAGGACAAUUCCAAACUGCAUGGUCCGGGAGGACAGUCCUGGCAUUACGGAGAUGUCCUGGACGACGCCGACCCUUGCUUCGGGGCCAUUGUGAGAGGGGUCGAUGUGAUUGACAAGAUUCACCAGUCCGAAGUGGAUCAAUCAGGAUACAGGGACACCAUUGCGCAUCCUAUACUGAUAAAGAAGAUGACUGUUCUUGGCGACAAUCUUGACGCCUUGACCAGUUCUAGCCCUUUACGUGGCAGAAGGUAGUAGAGUUAGAAAGAUUCGGCUCAGCCACCAGACAGCAAGUCCUUCACGAUAUCUCCAUCCUCCCUCCGAAUCGAAUCCAUCUAGGUUGCUGUCGAGUCUGACGCCGCAGUCACUGGGAAAGGGCGAAAGAAAUACAGACUGGAUUAUACAACCAUCUAUAGUUGUUCAUUACCAACGAUGUUGACCUUUGGGCAGAGCCAGGAAGCCUCAAGAUUCCAAGCCAACAGAUGUACCGGUAGAUCUAAUUUAUGGUAGCAGUG